AUGAAGGGAAUUCUGUAUUUACUCGUCAUCUUUGCAAAUUUAUGUGAGCGAUACGUAAUAGCGGAGCACGAGGAAGACACAUCCACAGAUCUGUUUGUGAUCGAGGGAAAAGUGUUUCCCUGGGACAACGUUGCUUCCACUGGAUGGCAGCUCAUGACGCACGUGAUGGCAAAUGGAGGCGAACACUACGGCUUCCUGAGGGAAGAUGGUACUUUUAUAAUCUCAAAUGUCCCAUCUGGUUCUUAUAUGGUUGAAGUGGUAAAUCCAAAUUAUGUUUACGAACCAGUUAGAGUAGAGAUCAAUUCUAAAGGAAAAUUCCGAGCUCGAAAGGUCAAUUUAAUACAGACAUCACAAGUAAUUCAAGUACCUUAUCCAUUGAAAAUGAGGCCUUUAACACCAUUUCGAUAUUUCCAAGUUAGAGAGCAAUGGCGAUUGACAGACUUCUUGUUCAAUCCCAUGGUUCUAAUGAUGGUUCUGCCACUUUUAUUGAUAAUGGUUCUGCCAAAAAUUAUGAAUGAUCCUGAAACUAGGAAGGAAAUGGAGCAAUUAAAUAAUCUCACUAUCUAUAAUAUGCCAGAAAUGUCUGAAGUAAUAACGUCUUUUCUUUCUGGAGGAGAAAAACAAAAAUCAAAGGCUGUAAAAGCUGCUAAGAAAAGACAAUAAUGUAUCGGUUUAGUUUACUAUCUGUAGAUGGUUAUAUGUGUAUAUGUUUACUCUAGUCGUUAAAAUAUAUUAAAAUAUUGACGACAAAAAGUGAAAAACGUUCCGAUUACUUGCAUCGAGUGUUGCAUAAAAUGGCGAUUAUUAAUACGUUAAGCCUUUAAACUGCGACUAUUUAAAAGUGCUUAAUGUACUCCUGCAAUUUCAUAAUUAUUAAGAUAAUUCGCAUUUUUUACAUGCGAGUGCACUGAAAAUGUAGAAAAAUAAAAUCAGCACUA
This is a messenger RNA of Cyphomyrmex costatus, 938 nucleotides long. RefSeq names its product ER membrane protein complex subunit 7 (gene EMC7). The coding region runs from base 1 to 663 and encodes 220 amino acids. Gene Ontology annotation, molecular function: carbohydrate binding. Lineage: Eukaryota; Metazoa; Arthropoda; Insecta; Hymenoptera; Formicidae. The transcript is spliced from 4 exons. Gene Ontology annotation, cellular component: EMC complex. The record is from RefSeq and is a predicted model, not a curated record.